Molecule: messenger RNA, 418 nt
Organism: Symbiodinium pilosum
Lineage: Eukaryota; Dinophyceae; Suessiales; Symbiodiniaceae
Source: the annotation of a GenBank genome assembly
GAUUUGGUAUGACUACUUCAGCGUUCCACAGGCGGCCGAAGCCGUUGCGGAGAGAAAGGCAGCUAUUCACAGCAUCCCGCACUAUGUGGAGAGUUGCCGCUAUUUUGCCAUGCUCUGCCCCCUAGUCAAGCACGCGCAUGAAGGCACCGUCAUGGGAAAACGGUCCUACAUCUCUCGCGGCUGGUGCAGGCUAGAACUGGCAGCCCGUAUACUCAGUGAACGCGAGUCUUCCCAAACGACCAUCGAAGUUCACACUUCCAACCACCAGGUAUGUGCGCCAGUUGGCGAUUGGAUAUUGAAUUCCGUGGGCGAAGGUAGCUUCUCAGUAUCUCAAGACUUACACCAUUCCGCCGCGGUGGUGACGAGCAUGAUCACCCGGAAGCUGAGACAUUACCUGAAAGUAGGUGGAGGAUUCUGA